Molecule: messenger RNA, 619 nt
Organism: Saccostrea cuccullata (small rock oyster)
Lineage: Eukaryota; Metazoa; Mollusca; Bivalvia; Ostreida; Ostreidae
Exons: 5
Source: RefSeq, a predicted model, not a curated record
AUGGUUCAACAUGCUCACCCCAACAUAUUCACAGUCGUCAAGUUGUUCAAAGACAUUCAGAAUGCUAAUGAAAUCAAGAUAACACAGCUCACCGCCUCGUCUGCUCAGCACUGUCCUACGUCCGCCAGGACAGAAUACAAUGUUGCCCAAUGUCCAGAAAACGAGGAAAGUACAAAGAUAAGAGCAAAAAUAAAAGGCUGUGAACGGAUUGAAGGGGAAACUUGUAAAAAUUCGUCAAAAUUCACGUAUCACUGCCUUCCUACUGAUCGAUCAGGAACAUUAGUUGAAGUGUGCGCCGUUGAAAAAUAUAUUUAUGGUGUAUGUGUCUUUUAUAACAACACACAACUUCAAACAGAUAAAAACAUAAAUUGUAGCCAAUCCUCUUUGUGUCCUGGCCGAUUUCUGUCCUCAGAAGCCCACCUGUACGAACCUUGUAAAACCAUGGAAUUAACAUCAACAAUUCCAUCAAGUAAUAAAAAUGUAACUUUCGUUCCUGAAGAUAAGUCAGAAGUGUAUACCACUGUGUUAAUAUUGGUUUCAGCAAUAUCAUUUUUCUGUAUUGGAUUGGCCAUUUUCAUCAUUAAAAAAUGGAAAGAAAGACAGAGAAGGAAAAGCAGAG